Penicillium pulvis is the source of this 2073-nucleotide messenger RNA. Its product is annotated as citrin. The record is from RefSeq and is a predicted model, not a curated record. Gene Ontology annotation, biological process: L-glutamate transmembrane transport; malate-aspartate shuttle; aspartate transmembrane transport. NCBI's taxonomy places the organism in Eukaryota, Fungi, Ascomycota, Eurotiomycetes, Eurotiales, Aspergillaceae. Bases 1 to 2073 code for a protein of 690 amino acids. The transcript is spliced from 4 exons. Gene Ontology annotation, molecular function: calcium ion binding; L-glutamate transmembrane transporter activity; L-aspartate transmembrane transporter activity.
AUGAGUAGUGUUAAGGAAACCGUCAAGGAGAGAUUGGUGGGCAGCACAGAGGAACCUCAGCUGUCGCACCAAGCCCGAUCCAAUUUCCUUCGUCAUGCACAGAAGGACGAAAAUGGGGAGCCAUACAUGACCGAGGACGACUUCAUCAAUGCUGUUGCCCCCAAACAGGAGGACUAUCACAAGAUCAAGCGCGAACAGUAUGGCAUCCUGUUCCAGGUGGCAGACCGACGCAGACACGGCAAGCUCUCCCUGUCCGACUGGGCUACUUUCGAGAACCUCCUUACCAAGCCCGACGCCGAAUACGAAAUCGCCUUCCGCCUGUUCGAUCUCGAUGGAUCCGGCAGUGUCAAGUUUGACACUGUCCAGGGUCUUUACAACUUGAACAAGACCGCCGAUAGCAUUCCUUUUGAUUGGAACUCCGAGUGGGCUUCGCUUUACACUGGCCGCACCAAGACGCGCCAUGACAUGACCUACCCCCAAUUCUCCCAGAUGUUGCGCGGACUGCAGGGCGAGCGCAUCCGCCAAGCUUUCCACAUCUUCGACAAGGACGGAGAUGGCUACAUUGAGCCCGAGGACUUCCAGCGCAUCAUCCUCGAGACUUCGAAGCACAAGUUGUCCGACCAUGUGCUUGAACACCUGCCCUCACUCUGCAACAUCUCGGCCGGCACCAAGAUCUCCUACGCUACCGUCCGUGCCUUCCAAAACAUCAUGCGUGAGAUGGAUAUCAUCGAUGUCGUUGUCCGGGAGGCCACAAAGAAGAGCGCCGACGGCAAAAUCACUCGCGCCGACUUCCUUAACGAGGCCGCUCGGGUCACCCGUUUCUCCCUGUUCACCCCCAUGGAGGCCGAUAUUCUGUUCCAUUUCGCCGGCUUAGAUGCUCCGUCUGGACGCCUUGCCCAGAAGGACUUUGCCAAGGUCAUUGAUGCCUCAUGGCGUCUCCCCAUGGCUGUUGCGGGCCAAGCUGUGGGAGUUGCAGUUGAGAAGACCUCAUCCUUCCUCCACAGCAUGCUUGAAUCGGCACACCACUUUGCUCUUGGUAGCAUUGCUGGUGCGUUUGGCGCUUUCAUGGUGUACCCUAUCGACUUGGUCAAGACCCGUCUGCAGAACCAGCGAUCCACUCGUCCCGGUGAGCGUUUGUACAACAACUCUAUUGACUGCGCCAGGAAGGUUAUUCGCAACGAGGGUUUCACCGGUCUGUACUCUGGUGUCAUUCCGCAACUGAUUGGUGUGGCGCCGGAGAAGGCCAUCAAGCUCACAGUCAACGAUCUGGUCCGAGGUGCUCUCACCGACAAGGAUACCAGUAAGAUUUGGACCCCCUAUGAGGUUCUGGCCGGUGGUACUGCUGGUGCUUGUCAAGUGGUUUUCACAAACCCCUUGGAGAUUGUCAAGAUUCGUCUGCAGGUGCAGGGUGAGGUUGCUAAGAACGUCGAGGGCGCUCCUCGCCGUUCGGCUCUGUGGAUUGUGAAGAAUUUGGGUCUCGUGGGCCUGUACAAGGGAGCCAGCGCUUGUCUCCUUCGUGAUGUCCCAUUCUCGGCCAUUUACUUCCCUACAUAUGCACACCUGAAGACCGAGAUGUUCGGCGAGACCGCCACCAACAAACUCGGUGUGCUCCAGCUUCUGACUGCCGGUGCCAUUGCUGGUAUGCCCGCUGCUUACCUGACCACCCCCUGCGAUGUGAUCAAGACCCGUCUGCAGGUGGAAGCCCGCAAGGGCGAGACUAAGUACACCAGCCUGCGCCACUGCGCCACAACUGUGUGGAAGGAGGAGGGACUGAAGGCCUUCUUCAAGGGUGGCCCUGCCCGUAUCAUGCGUUCAUCGCCGCAAUUCGGUUUCACUCUCGCCGCUUAUGAAGUUCUGCAGAAGAGCUUCCCCCUGCCAGGCUCUCAUGAGGAUGAGACCCCCACCGGCAAGGUGGAGCCGGGUGUUGGCUUGACUGGUGCUACAGCUCCUCUCCCCUACCUCCGUUCAAGGAACGCUCUGAAGCUCAUCCUUGACUUGGAACCCAACAUUGGCCGCGUGCAGGUCCCUCACCCUGAGAAUUGGCCCAAGAUCCUCCAGGGUUCCAAGCAGUAA